CCCGCUUGGCCAAGUUUGCGAGCGUCGCCGCGCACGCCGGCCAGUCAAUCAGCGGCAGAGCUGAGAAGGGCACAGCCGCGCGGCGGAGGGCAGAGGCAGCCGAGCCGAAUCCAGCCGAACGAGCGCACCAGCGCAGGGCAGUCGGAGCAGCGCGCAGCGAGCGCCCGCCGCUGCCCACACCCUCCGUGGUCCCCGCGGCGCCUGCUACGUUCCCCUCCUUCCCUGCGUCUCAACCUCGCCAGCCGGCCAGCUUGCCGGGUUCGCUUCCCUGCGGAACCCCUAGGUCACCGGCCCGCGCCUUUGCUCCCCUGGGCCGCGCGCCGCCUCCACGCCCUCCUUCUCCGGCCAGGCGCCUGGCACCGGGGACCGUUGCCUGACGCGAGGCCCAGCUUCACUUUUCGCCCCGCGUCUCCUCCGCCUGCUUGCCUCCUCCACAACUCCAACUCCUUCGCCCUCUAGCUCCACUCGCUAGUCCCUGACUCCUCCAGCCCUCGGCCCGCUGCCGUAGCGACGCUUCCCGUCCCGUCCCAAAGGUGGGAGUGCGUCCGCCCCGGCCCGCACCAUGGCACGGUUCGGCUUGCCCGCGCUUCUCUGCACCCUGGUGGUGCUCAGCGCCGCGCUGCUGGCUGCCGAGCUCAAGUCGAAAAGUUGCUCGGAAGUGCGACGUCUUUACGUGUCCAAAGGCUUCAACAAGAACGAUGCCCCCCUGCACGAGAUCAACGGUGAUCAUUUGAAGAUCUGUCUCCAGGGUUCUACCUGCUGCUCUGAAGAGAUGGAGGAGAAGUACAGCCUGCAAAGUAAAGAGGAUUUCAAAAGUGUGGUCAGUGAACAGUGCGAUCAUUUACAAGCUGUCUUUGCUUCACGUUACAAGAAGUUUGAUGGUAUGUUAUUCAAGUCAUGCUAUAGAAUAUACCUUGACUCUCAGAAAUUCAAGGGUGGGUGCUUUGGUCAAAGAAGUAUCCAAACCCUUAUAAUAGCUAAACCCUGGAUCAUUGGUGUGAAUGGAAGAGAGAAAGUUGGACAGACUAAAAAGAUGGUGGUAGGGAACGGGAACCAAGAUGGAGCAAAAUCCCUGAAUGAUAUGUUUGUGAAGACAUAUGGCCAUUUAUACAUGCAAAAUUCUGAGCUAUUUAAAGAUCUCUUCGUAGAGUUGAAGCGUUACUACGUGGUGGGAAAUGUGAACCUGGAAGAAAUGUUGAAUGACUUCUGGGCUCGCCUCCUGGAGCGGAUGUUCCGCCUGGUGAACUCCCAGUACCACUUUACAGAUGAGUAUCUAGAAUGUGUGAGCAAGUAUACGGAGCAGCUGAAGCCCUUUGGAGAUGUCCCUCGCAAAUUAAAGCUGCAGGUUACUCGUGCAUUUGUAGCAGCCCGUACUUUUGCUCAAGGCUUAGCGGUUGCCGGAGAUGUUGUGAGCAAGGUCUCCGUGGUAAACCCCACAGCCCAGUGUACCCACGCUCUGUUGAAGAUGAUCUACUGCUCCCACUGCCAGGGUCUCGUGACAGUGAAGCCAUGUUACAACUACUGCUCAAACAUCAUGAGAGGCUGUUUGGCCAACCAAGGGGAUCUCGAUUUUGAAUGGAACAAUUUCAUAGAUGCUAUGCUGAUGGUGGCAGAGAGGCUAGAGGGUCCUUUCAACAUUGAAUCAGUUAUGGAUCCCAUCGAUGUGAAGAUUUCUGAUGCUAUUAUGAACAUGCAGGAUAAUAGUGUUCAAGUGUCUCAGAAGGUUUUCCAGGGAUGUGGACCCCCCAAGCCCCUCCCAGCUGGACGAGUUUCUCGUUCCAUCUCUGAAAGUGCCUUCAGUGCUCGCUUCAGACCACAUCACCCGGAGGAACGCCCAACCACAGCAGCUGGCACUAGUUUGGACCGACUGGUUACUGAUGUCAAGGAGAAACUGAAACAGGCCAAGAAAUUCUGGUCCUCCCUUCCGAGCAACGUUUGCAAUGAUGAAAGGAUGGCUGCAGGAAACAGCAAUGAGGAUGACUGCUGGAACGGGAAAGGCAAAAGCAGGUACCUGUUUGCAGUGACAGGAAAUGGAUUAGCCAACCAGGGCAGCAACCCAGAAGUCCAGGUUGAUACCAGCAAACCAGACAUACUGAUCCUUCGUCAAAUCAUGGCUCUUCGGGCGAUGACCAGCAAGAUGAAGAAUGCAUACAAUGGGAACGAUGUGGACUUCUUUGAUAUCAGUGAUGAAAGUAGUGGAGAAGGAAGUGGAAGUGGCUGUGAGUAUCAGCAGUGCCCUUCGGAGUUUGACUACAAUGCCACCGACCACUCUGGGAAGAGUGCCAAUGAGAACGCCGACAGUGCUGGUGUCCGUCCUGGGACACAGGCCUACCUCCUCACUGUCUUCUGCAUCUUGUUUCUGGUUAUGCAGAGAGAGUGGAGAUAAUUCUCAAACCCUGAGAAAAAGUGUUCACCAUCAAAAAGUUAAAAGGCACCAGUUACCACUUUUCUACCAUCCUAGUGACUUUGCUUUUUAAAUGAAUGGACAACAAUGUACAGUUUUUACUAUGUGGCCACUGGUUUAAGAAAUGCUGACUUUGUUUUUCCAUUCAGUUUUGGGAGGAAAAGGGACUGUACAUUGAGUUGGUUCUUGUCCCUCAAACCAUGUUAAACGUGGCUAACAGUGUAGGUACAGAACUAUAGUUAGUUGUGCAUUUGUGACUUUAUCACUCUAUUGUUUGUUUGUUUGUUUGUUUCUCAUUUCGUUUUGGGUUUUUUUUUUUCCAACUAUGAUCUCGCCUUGUUUCUUACAAGCAAACCAGGGUCCUUUCUUGGCAUGUAACAUGUACGUAUUUCUGAAAUAUUAAAUAGCUGUACAGAAGCAGGUUUUAUUUAUCAUGUUAUCUUAUUAAAAGAAAAAGCCCAACAAGCAGUAACAUUUCCAUUUCUCCCUGUUAUUUUAGUUGCCUUAUCUGGAGAGACGUGGAGGUGAUUUUUUUUUUUUUUUAAUUAUUAUUAAGUUAGGACAGAAUGUGAGGGCACAAGCAGGCUUCUGAGCCACUUGUCAGAUUGUAUUCAAAGCAUCAAUCCAAGAAGAAGGUUAUACUUACUUCAUUUAUAGCUGGUAAUUGGAAGAGACUGCAGACUACUGCUUUGACUGAGUUGAAUUACAUAAGCUAAGAUUACUAUAGGUCCAUUUCUUGAACCCACUUAUACUUAAAAUGUAACCCAUUUAGAAAAAGAGUCUAGAUAGCAUCCCCCUUGAAAGAUAGAAGGUAUUCAGGAUAUCCCAGUUCUCACAUGUUCACACUUGGGUUUGGGAGUGUUUUAAAAACCAGGCAGGUUAGCUACUCCACCAUGUGCUAGUUUUCACGUUCACACUGACUCUGUUUGAAUUAAUAUCCCAGUGGCAGCAGUAAGCGACCUACAAUCUCGUUUGAUCCCCCUUAUUAGAGUGGUUUAGAUUUCAAACCCACCUCUGUACAGGGAGCUGUCUGGGAGCUAGCCAGAACUGGGGUACAGCCUGGGCUCAGGGAAUAGCUGUCAACACUUGGGCAAAGUUUUGUCUGUGCAUGUAUAUCUGCAUUUGUUUUGGGAACCCAGUCUUUAAGAGUGUAUAAGGUAUCUCAUUUGAGUCUUUUUCUCACCCAGCCCCCUGUUAUCAGUAAAACAAAGGAAUUGCCAUGGUUCACAGCAAUGUGUUUCGAUCCACGGUAUCAACCAAGUAGCCCACUUAGGGGAGAACUAGGUGUCCAGAUUUUUGUAUGUGUUGUUUUUCCUAGGGGGUGGGGUGGGGUGGGAGUAGGUAGAGCUGAGAAGACUACAUCUUAGCAGUGACCUUUAGCCACGUGGGUGAACUGGCAAAGGCCAUGGCCAUAUCUAUUGUCCCAGGCCAAAGAGUAACAACUGCCUUGGCCCCUUGGGAACCCCUGCCUUGUGUCCUUACCAAAUGAUAGCUCAUAAAACUCUGAGAAUGUAACAAAUCACUUUCAAAGGAGUUCCCAGAAGUCUUCAGAAAGACUAAAAUUCUGCAAGUCUCUUCCUGCUUUAGACAGCCAUUAAGAUCCCAACUGAUUUUACUGAACCCACAAAGAGGUUGUUUGUGUUAUUGUUCAAUUUCAUUUGUAAGAGUAAUUCUCUAUUUUUAUAUUGAAACAUAAUUACUUGUUAGCUCAGGGUCUACAUUUCAUUCAACUUUUUACACCAAAUUCUGCAGAGUGGUCAAAAUGGAAUAUUGGGGGCUGUUGUAAACAGAGGCUUAAUUUUAUUAGAAGUAGCCAGUUAUUUAUUAAAGCAUGAUGUUAAUAAAAUAGGCAUAUUCUGGCUGGUUCGUAUAAGUGAUUUUUUUUUUUUUUAAACAAAUCACAGAAGACAUAAAAUUGAAAAGGCACUCCAUUUAUAUAUGAGGAAAAAUAGAUUGUAAAUAGCUACUGGGCCUUGUGAGAACUUGGAAAAUGUGCUGAUACUUAGUAACUACCUCAGUUGUGAGGAAUUUCCUUUUUAGCUUAGACUGCUAUUAUUUUUACUUGGUAGAAAUGAAUCUGGUCUUCAAAAUAUGGCUCAGAGAGUUAUCCUCGUAGACCUUGUUAGAUUGUUUUUAAUUUAAAACCUUGAACUCUGCCCAGCUGUUUUCUUUCAGUCAGGUUCUCUAAACCAAUAACAUUUUCCGAAUUAAAUAUUCUUGAAGGUUCUUCUGUACUCUUACUGAAUUGUUUUCUUUCUUUGCAUUUUUUCCUGUUACUCUUUUAUUAUUUAAAUUGUCUCUUGCUUUUGAACUUGAACUAUGAAAUAAACAAAUCAUAGAUUUUUCCAUUCA
Molecule: messenger RNA, 4756 nt
Organism: Cebus imitator (Panamanian white-faced capuchin)
Lineage: Eukaryota; Metazoa; Chordata; Mammalia; Primates; Cebidae
Gene: GPC4
Product: glypican 4
Exons: 10
Coding region: 563-2386 (607 amino acids)
Biological process (GO): cell migration; regulation of protein localization to membrane; regulation of signal transduction
Cellular component (GO): cell surface; synapse; extracellular region
Source: RefSeq, a predicted model, not a curated record